GAAAUAUAUGAACUAAAAGAGCAAAAAUAGGAAAACAAAAAACAGAUUUUAUGUGUUCAUAUUAUUUCAUUUCGGGGCAAAUGUGAAAUAUUUCGUAAAGGUCGUGCGUAUCAUAGCGUGCUUUGGAAUUUUAAAUUGGCGUGAGUGAAACUGAACUGUUCUUUUGUAAAGAAAGUUUAACCGCCGAGAUUAUGUGUGCUUCGCUAGAGAAAAAUGCCAUCUGUUCGUGAAAUGUACAGAGUGUUGUUCUAAGCGUUUUCGCGAAAAGUCGUCUGCCCUAAAGUGUAACAGAGAGGGGUUACUAAGGAAAAUGCCAGGAGUUCAAAAAUUCUUCAUUCCUUUGAUUGUUAUUUUAAUGCUCCUGGAUUUAAAUUUUUUAUUUUCCCCGUGAUUUCUAAAUGUUGACUUCUAGCGCGUUUGAAUUGAAAUUGUUUUGUUGAAUUGGAUACCCAAAGGAAAUAUAAAAACUCACAAUGGAAGGAAAGACAAUAAUUUUCACUACACUUAUUACUGGUGUGUUUCUUAUAACUUUUAGUGCCAACUAUCCCUCAAGGCUUGAGUUCAGAAGGGAUGGCUGGCACAAGGAUGUUGGUAGGAAACACGGGAAACCUUCUCCUCUCUUGGCGGCAUCUUCCAAGAAGAUCGAUAUAAAUGAAUUUCUCAUCGGAGUUAUUGAGAAUUUCAGAGAAGAUAUGCUCACAGGAAUAUCAGACUUGAAGGUCCCAGUUCUGGAUCCUUUCGUACCAAAGAAACCUUUCAAUGUCGAUGUUGAAGACAGCAAAGCCAGCUUGCAUGGAAAUUUCACGGAUGUUGUGGUCGAAGGAAUGUCAGGUUUUGUCAUGGAGUAUAUGAAUGCAGACAUCCAAAACCUGUCUUUACAGUUUCAUCUGCGAAUUCCGUGGAUGAAAGGCUCGGGCAACUAUAGCAUCGAUGGGAAGGUGAUCAAAAUUGUACCCAUCAGAGGAAAUGGAGAGUUUUGGGUGGAAUCUUACAACCUUAGCCUGGCAGCAAAGGCUUCUCUGGAGAUGUCUGAAGGGGACACGCACCUUCAAUUAUCAAAGGACUUUGAUGUAUUGAUUGAUUUUGAAAAAGUCGAGAUGUAUUUAGAGAACUUCCUUGGGGGUGGAAAGUGGACAGAAGUCUUGCUGAAAAUUCUUAAUGACGUCAGCAAAGAUGUGUUUAAAAAAUUUCUACCGCUUCUAAAGGAUGCUUUGAACAAUUCUUUACUGAAAGUGAUCAACAAACACUUGAUGAAACUACCCAUCACUUCCAUCAUACCAGGAUCCACAGCUGAUGAAUACAUCGAUCAAAUUCUUGAGAAUGUUCACAAUUACGUCAAGAACAACAAAUUGGAUCCCAUGCAAUUGCCAGAUUACGUAUCCACUUUUUCAAAAGAGAUCGUGUACGUCAAUUUUACGGGUGAGGCAAAACUGCACGACGGUUGGUUAAGCGGAGUAUCUACACUCCGUCGGACAGAUGAAUGCGAGCUAAACACCACUCGGACAACGAUAUCAGUUUCAGCUCAUCUUGGACUCAGUAAUCUCAGAGUAUCAUACAGAGGAAAAGCCAAAUUCAUGGCCUUGGGUCCAUCAAUCAUAGUAGGUGGUAAAGUGAAUACUGUAGAAUUCUACUUCCGAAUCCGUCAGACGAAUAAGAAGGGUGCAAAGCCAGUUUUAGAAGAAUUCGAAAUAAUGGAGUUAUCCACCAUUUGGAUCGAAUUGUCCGGUCUUGGUCCUUUGACUUGGGUAUUGAAAUGGCUCCUGACUGGAAUCUCAAAGUUGGUGGAAGACUUCAUCGUGAAUAAAGUUACUGAAAAAGUACAAGAAUACAUGCAAGCAGAAUUUGAGAAAUUAUCUUUCCCUGUUUGAAGAAUAAUACUCAUGCGGCAUCUGAAAAUAA
This is a messenger RNA of Parasteatoda tepidariorum (common house spider), 1899 nucleotides long. The record is from RefSeq and is a predicted model, not a curated record. NCBI's taxonomy places the organism in Eukaryota, Metazoa, Arthropoda, Arachnida, Araneae, Theridiidae.